Messenger RNA from Amaranthus tricolor (Joseph's coat), 1562 nucleotides. RefSeq lists its product as uncharacterized. The record is from RefSeq and is a predicted model, not a curated record. Bases 111 to 1040 code for a protein of 309 amino acids. NCBI's taxonomy places the organism in Eukaryota, Viridiplantae, Streptophyta, Magnoliopsida, Caryophyllales, Amaranthaceae. The transcript is spliced from 5 exons. Gene Ontology annotation, molecular function: hydrolase activity.
AAAAAAAUUUUAAAAUCAGAUUUCCUUGUCCAAUCCCUCUAACCUAAAGAAAAGCAACUUAAUCUUCUAUACAUGCAAAAUAACUUUGUGGCUAAUUUGUAGUGCCAUUCAUGGAGCAGAUCCAGCACAGCCAUGUCCAAGUUGGAAGUCUCAAUCUUCAUGUUUCUCAAAUUGGAUCAGGUCAAAAAAUAGUGUUAUUUCUGCAUGGUUUUCCAGAAAUAUGGUAUUCAUGGAGAUACCAAAUGGUGGGUGUUGCUAAAGCUGGGUAUCGGGCUAUAGCAAUUGAUUAUAGGGGUUAUGGUCUCUCUGAUCAGCCCUCUGAGCCUGAGAAAACUACUUUGACUGAUUUUGCUGAAGAUGUUGUAGGCUUACUCAACUUUUUGGGUAUUGACAAGGUUUUUUUAGUCGGGAAGGACUUUGGAGCAUUCAUAGCGAGUCUUGUAGCAGUAUUAUACCCCAACCGAGUGUCUGGGUUCAUAACCUUAGGGGUUCCUUUUAUCCUACCAGGUCCUGCUAGAACCCAAUCGGAUCAACUUCCAAAAGGGUUUUACAUUCUACGGUGGAAGGAGCCAGGAAGAGCAGAGGCAGAUUUUGGUCGAUUUGAUGUUAGAACAGUGAUAAAAAACAUCUACAUACUGUUUUCAGGGAGCGACCUUCAAGUAGCCGAUGAUGACCAGGAAAUAAUGGACCUAGUUGAUCCAAACACUCCGCUACCCUCUUGGUUUUCCGAAGAAGAUCUAUCAAUCUACACAAGUUUGUAUGAGAAAUCUGGUUUUCGUACAGCCCUGCAAGUUCCAUACAGGAGCAUGGACCAAAUUAUCGAUAUUCAAGACCCGCGAGUAAGAGCUCCAGCAAUGCUUAUCAUGGGCGAAAAAGAUUAUGUCAUGAAGUUUCCUGGAAUGGAGGAAAACAUAAGAAGUGGAGCAAUUAAGAAGUUGGUACCAGACCUAGAAGUUGUUUUUAUGCCAGAAGGAAACCAUUUUGUUCAAGAACAGCUGCCCGAGGAGGUCAAUGAACUCAUCAUAUCGUUCUUGAACUAAAACAGCGUCUAGUUUGAUAUAGUAGUAUUGGAACAAGGCAUGUUAUAUGUAAUGUAAUGCUGUGUUUCGAGAAAAAUGUUUAUUGUGGUUUAAGUGUCGCAGGGGAUGUUGCUCCGGAGUUGGCCAUCGGCUUGGUCUAGCCUAUGCUGUGAGAUCGGAGAAACUUGCAAAUAAAAAUCAAACCAAAAUUCAAGGCAACAUUGAUAUACUGCUGAUGAAAUAGUUUCUAUGAGAAGCAAAAACCAUGUUGAGCUGAUUUGUGUUGGAAUUCAGAGCAAGUUAGGACAUAUCCCUUAAGUUAUGAACGUAGUAGGACAAACAAGUGUUAAAACUUAAUGUCCAAGUAUAAUUGAGCUGAUAUGCAAGCUAGAACGCGUGGGACAUUGAACGUGUUCGAGCACUCUAGUGCUCAUUCCAACACUUUGUUUUGUGAAGCAUUGUAUUGUUAUGGCUUUUGAUCGUAACUGAUAAUAACUAAUAUUUUAUCUGUUAUUUUUCAUGAAACCAAGAGUUGAAAGCUUA